GACGAUGACAGAUACAAAUAAAUGAAUAACCCAAUUUGAACUUGAGAACUUUCCCCAUGGCAUUCCGCGCACUUGCUCACUCCACCGCCACCGCCACCGCCUCAUGCCGCCGCUCUAUCGUAUUCACACUCUCUUCCUCCUUUUCCUCCGCCUGCCGGAGGCGGACCCGCCCUCCGCCGCCGCCGCCGUCUCCGAAGAAGGUGCCAUUCACGGUGUCGGUUCACGGGAAGACGUGGCAGGACCCGUAUCGGUGGAUGUCCAACACCGACGACCCGCACCUGUUGGAGCAUCUCAACCGCGAAAACGACUACGCCGAUGCUUUCAUGGCUGACACACUCAAACUCCGUUCCGUGUUGUCUUCCGAGAUGAAACCACGAUUGCCUCCCACCGUUUCCACUCCCCCUGAGCGUUGGGGACCCUGGCUGUAUUAUCAGUAUAUUCCAGAGGGAAUGGAAUAUCCUAUUUUGUGUAGGAGGCUCGAAACGGAGAGAACUGGUUGGCUGAAUAAUUUCUUUCUCCACUGUGGAAUGAGAAGAUCAAAAAGGGAGGAAAUUUUACUUGACUGGAAUGAACUUGCAGAGAAAUAUGGGUAUGUCAAUGUUGGAACAUGCAGAGUUUCCCCUGACCACAACUACCUUGCGUACACACUUGAUAUUUCUGGUGGAGAACGAUUCAUGCUCCAGGUAAAAGACCUAAGAAGUGGAUUAAUAGACCCUAAAUCGGAAGUUGAUGGUGCUGUUAGCUUGGCUUGGGCUCAAGAUGCAAGUUCUCUGUUUUAUACUCUAUCAGAUGAAAAUCAGAGACCUUACAGGGUUCUCUGCAGAAAACUUGGAUAUAAUCAUGUGGAUGAUCUCCCAGUAUUUACUGAAAAUGAUUCCAGUUUUUGUGUGGACAUAACUAGCACAAAAGACGGAAAAUUCAUAACUGUGAAUUCAAACUCAAGAACUUCAUCUGAGGUUUAUGUUAUAGAUUCAGUCAAUCCAUCAAAUGGUUUACAAAAAAUAUGUAAUCGUACUUCUGGUGUACAGUACUUUGUGGAACAUCACUCUGGUUUAUUUUAUAUUCUUACAAAUGCUCCUAUUCCUGAUGCCCAAUGGUCUGGUCAAGGUUAUUAUCUGGUCAGAUGUCGAGUUGAAGAUAUAGAGUCAGCUAAAUUGCAGAAUAUCAUCCUUCCUGAUAUAGAUAUGAGCCUAUGUGAUAUGGACAUUUUUAAUGGAUAUCUGGUUCUUUUCUUCACUAAGAAAGGUCUUCCUCUGCUAUGCUCAUUGAACUUUCCAAUGCAAAUUGAUUUCAAGCAUCAAGUAUACAUUCAAGACCUGAAACCAUGGUACUUUCCUCUGCCAUCAAAUACAUGCAGUGUCAGUCCUGGUUCAAAUCACGACUUCUUCAAUAUGGUUUACCGUGUGGUGCUUUCAUUGCCUGUGAUGCCGGAUUUAAUUGUUGACUAUAACAUGUCAAGACAUACAUAUUCAAUUGUGCAUCAAGAGGAAGUGAACUGUGAAUCUGUUGGUCGGUCAUGCAUCCCAACUUUUGAGCUAAAUUAUGAUAAGAGUAAUAUUCUAGAGGCAUGUAGUGAUAAGAAAGAGUGUGCUGCGAAUUUUAAUUCACAAAGAUGGAAGGACUUUUCUCAAGUAUACUGUUGUCAGAGGGAGGAAGUUAUUUCCUAUGACGGUAUAAUGGUUCCACUAACCAUUGUGUACUCUAGAGAAUCGUGGAAGAAGGGUCAAUCUCCAGGACUCUUAGUAGGUUAUGGAGCGUAUGGAGAAGAUCUGGAUAAAAGCUGGUGUUCAGAUCGCCUGAGUUUACUGGACCGUGGUUGGGUAGUGGCAUUUGCUGAUGUAAGGGGUGGUGGUGGUGGUGGUCCUUCAUGGCAUAAAUCUGGGAGUGGAUUAAACAAACACAAUUCAAUAUUGGACUUUGUAUACUGUGGCAAUUACCUGGUUAAUGAGGGUUAUGUUCAGAGUGAUAUGCUUGGUGCUAUUGGAUGGAGCGCAGGCUGCCUUAUUGUUGGUGCAGCUAUGAAUAUGUACCCACAACAGUUUCGUGCUGCCAUAUUAAAAGUACCAUUUCUUGAUGUAUGCAACACAUUGUUGGAUCCCAGUCUGCCUCUCACAAUUUUGGAUUAUGAAGAAUUUGGAAAUCCUCAAAUACAGUCAAAUUUUGAUUCUAUUUUUAGUUAUUCUCCGUAUGACAACAUUCCUCGAGGCAGUUGCUUUCCUUCCGUUUUGGUUACGGCAGCAGUUAAUGAUUCAAGGGUUGGAGUUUGGGAAGGUGCUAAGUGGGUUGCUAAAGUACGAGAUAGUACCUGCCCUCAUUGUUGUCAUGCUAUCAUCAUGAAAACAAGUAUGAUAGGAGGGCAUUUUGGCGAAGGCGGUCGCUAUGCUCAAUGUGACGAAACAGCUUAUGAGUAUGCUUUCCUCAUGAAAGCUUUUGGAAUUUUAAAUGAAUGAAUAAAUUUAUUAGGUCAGCAGUUGGAAUGUUUUCAUUAUACCAGUGCAAGACUUUCAUUUGGGUCAAGGAAAAUUUUCUAUUUUCCUACCUGGGCUCCAGAGAUGCAGAUAAAUUUGAGCAUCUAUUAUCUAUGUAGUUGGAUUUGCUGCACAUUAUACGGAAGAAAGGCAAUGCCAAGUUGGAAAAUUUUGGUUUGGAGAUAGUAAUAAUAAGACUUGCAAGAUGUGAGCAGCUUAUCAUCUGAUGACUUUGGGAAAUUUAACAACGGGGAAAUGAAAAUAUGAUUUGAAAUUUUAAAUUUGCUCUCCAAAAGCAGAUUCCUUUAUUAUGCAUUCUGCAGAAUCUUCCUCCCUGUGCCCGCUUUUGGUCUUGUGGAAUGGAACUAACUGACUAUGUAGUUCAUUACUUCUGUAUCGAAGCUGGUUCAUUUUGAAGCCAGAAAUUGAAGCUCUCGAGUGAAAGCUGAAAGUGCAUGUACUGCUAGAGUUACCCAGAAAUUAGCACUUUUUGAUCUUCUAUUAUGUAUUUGGUAACAAAGAGAAUAUUAAUAUUUAUGGUUAGUAUUUCUUAUUUUAACUCUUAAUAAUUGUAUUAUUAUUUUUAAA
This is a messenger RNA of Cajanus cajan (pigeon pea), 3056 nucleotides long. The record is from RefSeq and is a predicted model, not a curated record. NCBI's taxonomy places the organism in Eukaryota, Viridiplantae, Streptophyta, Magnoliopsida, Fabales, Fabaceae.